AUGUUGGGGAUUCCAUUCCUCGACUACGCAUUCCUAAAGCUUUUUGCUCCAAGUACAUAUGAUGACCGUGUCGACAGGCUAAAUUAUUUCGUUACAGCUUCAUUACUCACCUUUUUCGCAAUCUUGGUGUCUGCUAAGCAAUAUGUUGGUUCCCCUAUCCAGUGCUGGAUGCCUAUGGAAUUCAAGGGAGGUUGGGAAGAAUAUGCUGAAGAUUACUGCUUCAUUCAGAAUACGUACUGGGUUAGCUUCAAAGAGGAUGUCCCUAAAAGUGUUGAGAAUAGACAAGAAGCAGAAAUUGGUUACUAUCAAUGGGUACCGAUAGUUCUGGCAUUGCAAGCUCUUAUGUUCUUUAUACCUGCCUGGAUAUGGAAAACGCUCAACAAACAAAGCGGGCUGGACUUGGAUACAAUUGUUAAAGAGGCUAAAAAAGUCAGAGCAGCAAAAUCUGAGGAUCGGAAAACAGAGAUUUCGAAACUUUCAUUAUAUAUCUCAGAAAACCUUGAGUUUGACGCGAAUCGAACUACGCGGCAUUUUCUGUUUUUUAAUUUUGGACGAUCGCUUGGCUCGUAUUGUUCUGUCCUGUAUCUCAUUGUGAAAUUGCUUUACGUUGUAAACAUAAUCACACAGUUCAUCAUACUGAACAAUUUCCUCGGAAGCGAUCACAGUUUGUGGGGAUUUUCUACUAUGUAUGAUUUGUGGAACGGCAGAGAAUGGUCCGAUUCUGGGGUAUUUCCUCGGGUUACGAUGUGUGACUUUAGCGUACGACGCCUCGCUAACCUCCACCGGUACACGGUGCAAUGCGUCCUGAUGAUUAACAUGUUCAACGAGAAGAUCUACUUGUUCAUUUGGUUCUGGUUCCUGUUUGUUGCCAUUUCUACCGUAUUCAACUGUAUUUACUGGUUCUUCACCCUAAUUUUAGCUCACAGUCGUGAGCGAACUGCUCGUACUUUGCUCACUAAUAUGAAACUCGACGACUCGGCUAACAUGGACAAAAGAAUAUUUAGGCGGUUUGUCCAUAAAGGAUUAAGGACUGAUGGAGUUCUCCUUUUGCGUUUCAUUGACACUUACGCGGGUGGGAUGACUGCGAGAGACCUUUGUUCGCAACUUUUUGUUAAUUAUUAUGGUGACGUGGAUACUCACUAUUUGCGAGCUCCUGGUAGCCAGACAACAAAAAGCACAUCUCCUGGAAUUGAUGAGGGUUUUACUGAAGGGCAUUAUAACUCCGACAAACUAAAUGGACCUCUUCUGCAGCCGGAUGCAGGUUAUCCUGAAUCGCCAAAAUCAAAGAACAUUUAA
Enterobius vermicularis (human pinworm) is the source of this 1296-nucleotide messenger RNA. NCBI's taxonomy places the organism in Eukaryota, Metazoa, Nematoda, Chromadorea, Rhabditida, Oxyuridae. The record is from the annotation of a GenBank genome assembly.